AUGGACCAACAGCCUUCCAAGUAUCCUUACGACCCGUCUCUCGCUGCAGCAGUGACCUUUGCCGUGCUGUUCGGUAUUAGUGGUGUGAUUCAUUCCAUUCAGCUCAAGCGGGCGAAGACUUGGUACUGGAUCGCCUUUUUCAUCGGUGUCAACUUUGAAAGCAUUGGAUAUGGGAGUCGAGCAAUGAACGCAUCCGAAACACCGAAUUAUUCACAGGUCCCGUUCAUCAUCCAGACUCUUCUACCGUUGCUUGCCCCGGCACUGUACGCAGCCUCGAUCUACAUGCUCCUAGGUCGCAUUAUCGACUCAUUGGAAGCGGGCCAUCUAUCAAUUAUUCCCGUCGGAUGGAUGACAAAGAUCUUUGUGUUCGGAGACGUAUUCUCGUUCGCCUUCCAGUGCAUUGGCGGAGCUAUCCUCUCCGGUGCAAGUGACAAAGACGGACUCGACCGCGGCCAAAACAUCAUCCUCGUAGGUCUCGGCAUUCAAAUCCUCUUCUUCGCAGCCUUUAUCGUCACCAUCUCCGUCUUCCACUAUCGAAUCAUUAACCACCCGACGACAACGAGCAUGAACGGGCGGCGACCGUGGAGGCAGUUCAUCAUGGUCCUCUACGCUACCUCGUUCCUUAUUCUGGUGCGGUCGAUUUUCCGAGUGGCUGAGUUUGCUGAGGGACGGGACGGCGUGCUUCAGACUACAGAGGUGUAUUUGUAUUGUCUCGACACAUCGCUCAUGUUCCUCUGCGCUGCAGCAUUCAAUGUGUGGUUUCCGGGUCGUAUUGUUUCGCCUAUUACUUUUAAGGAUGAGGAGAGGUUUCCUCUUGGGGCUGUAUCGAACCAGGAGGAUGAUGGGGCGUUUAGGGUUCGAAGGUAG
Colletotrichum costaricense is the source of this 867-nucleotide messenger RNA. RefSeq lists its product as uncharacterized. The record is from RefSeq and is a predicted model, not a curated record. Bases 1 to 867 code for a protein of 288 amino acids. NCBI's taxonomy places the organism in Eukaryota, Fungi, Ascomycota, Sordariomycetes, Glomerellales, Glomerellaceae. The transcript has 3 exons. Gene Ontology annotation, cellular component: membrane.